GACGUUCGGGAAUGUUUUGAUCCGCGAGCGAGCUGCAGUUUCUUCUGGAUUCGUGUGUUUGCUGAUUAUGAAAGACGAAAGAAUUUGUAAUAAACUUAAAAAUAGUGCUUUAAAUUGAAAUUUACAUACAGAAUGUCGAUGUUCGGGGCAAUUUUAAGGACGGCCACAAACUCGCAGCCGACGAAAACUUUCCUAGCGUGGCGCGCCCUCCACACCGGUCCAGUCACUAGCUUCCACUUCACGCCGAUUCUGUGCGCGGAACCGCUAAAGAAAAAGAAGAAAAUCGACCCGCAAAUCCUGAAGCAACGCGAGGAGCGUAAGCGCAAACGUCUGGAGAAGCAAAUCCGCCGGCUGGAGAAGAAUGCCCGCCAGUUGAAACCGGUCGAAGAGCUGGAGGUUCCGAUGGAGCUGAUCGACGAGCAGAAGCAACGCAAACGAACCGGGGUGAAGGUGAGUCCGGAGGUGCUCGAAGAUCGGGUGCUGCUGGAGAAGCAGUGGGCUAAGUAUCGGAUGGAACAGAAGCUGCAGGACUACCAGCUGAUCGAUCGGGUGCUGGCGGCGCAGACUAAGGCAUUGAACGAGCUGCGGCUGGAGUCGGAGGAGCUGUACCAGAAGGCGGUCCAGGUUGAUGCGGGGUUGGUGCCGUUCAAAGCGGUAGGGCCGGUGGCCACGCCUCCGAUUGACGGGUACGAAAUGCCCGACGGUGAGUAUCUGGAUGUGUCGAAGAAGUUCGAGUGAAUUGGAAGGCGAAUAAGAGUUGGAUGUUGAUUUAGGACA
Messenger RNA from Aedes albopictus (Asian tiger mosquito), 777 nucleotides. Its product is annotated as large ribosomal subunit protein mL40. Bases 133 to 738 code for a protein of 201 amino acids. The transcript is spliced from 2 exons. Gene Ontology annotation, cellular component: mitochondrial ribosome; mitochondrial large ribosomal subunit. The record is from RefSeq and is a predicted model, not a curated record. NCBI's taxonomy places the organism in Eukaryota, Metazoa, Arthropoda, Insecta, Diptera, Culicidae.